UGGAGAAAUUUUGACAGUGCUCUACAGUUAACCAAUAAGAAACGAUUUAAAGAUAUUUAGGAUUUAUUUCCGGAUCCUAAGUAGUUGGGGAUGGGAGCGAGGAAAUAAAAACACAAAGAUACAAGCGAAGACGUGUAGGAGAUCAAACCACACCUAUUCAAUACUGGUACUAGUGCGACCUGUUAAAGAGACUAAUAGAAAAUGGCUUCUGAAGUGGAAAUAGAUGAUUCUCUUUAUAGUCGUCAGCGGUAUGUUCUUGGAGACAGUGCAAUGAAGCGUAUGGCCACAUCAAAUGUACUUGUCUAUGGACUUGGAGGACUGGGUAUUGAGAUAGCUAAGAAUAUUGUUUUGGCUGGUGUAAAGUCUCUGACAAUACAAGAUAGGAACACGGCGACUGUUACUGAUCUUGGAACCCAGUUCUUUCUUCGUGAAAGUGAUGUCACAAGCAAAAAGAAUAGGGCCGAAUCUAGUGCUGGUAGGUUGGCCGAGCUGAAUCCAUAUGUUAGUAUUCAUACUCUGACCUACCCCCUGACAGAAGACACGGAUCUGUCUUACCUUGUCCAAUUUCAGUGUGUAAUUCUGUGUGAAUGCUCGCUGAAUGUCCAACUGAAGGUGAACAAGUACUGCAGACAACAAACACCACAAAUCAAGUUUAUAUCGUCCGAUGUGUUUGGCGUGUUCGGUAGUGUGUUCUGUGAUUUCGGUGAUGCCUUUGACGUGUUCGAUUCUACAGGAGAGGAGCCAAAAGAUGUUUUCAUUUCCAACAUCACAAAAGAGAACCCGGGCGUUGUGACGACAAUGGAUCGUAGAAUCCAUGGGUGUGAGUGUGGUGACACGGUCACAUUCAAAGAGGUGCGGGGUAUGACCGCUUUGAAUGGAAAACAGUUCAAAAUUAAGGUUUUAACACCAUUCAAAUUCAGUAUAUGUGAUACAAGUGGUCCCGAAUUUGGGCAGUAUGAAGCUGAAGGAAUUGUAACACAAAUAAAAGUCCCAACAGUAAUGAAAUUUGGUUGCCUAGAAAGCCAGCUGAAAGCACCAAGUCUUGCUAUUCCAGAUCUGUGCAAGUUUGAUGCUCCCAUCAAUAUUCAUCUUGGAAUCCUAGCACUGCACCAGUUCUGUGAGAGACAUAAAAGGAAACCCAAUGUAUGGUGUCCAAAUGAUGCUAGCGAGAUGCUCUUAAUAGCUAAGGACGUGAAUUCCCGGAUGGAAAAUAAGACUGACAGCAUUGACGAACUGCUGAUCAAGCAUUUAUCGUACACCAGUCAGGGAUGUCUUGCACCAUUAUGUGCUGCCAUUGGUGGGUUCGUGGCUCAGGAAGGACUGAAGGCAAUGACUGGCAAAUUCUCACCCCUCAAUCAGAUGCUCUACCUCGAUGCCACAGAAUUGCUUCCAACAAUGGAUGGAGCUGGCAAUGAGCAGUUUCAACCAAAAGGAGACCGCUAUGACAGUUUAAGGAUGUGUAUUGGUGAAGAAAAGCGGAGACGACUUGCUGAUAUCCACUUGUUUAUGGUAGGGUGUGGGGCUAUUGGCUGUGAGAUGCUCAAGAACUAUGCACUUCUUGGUAUUGGCUCAGGCAGUAAGGGCAAGAUCACCAUCACAGACAAUGAUAUCAUUGAGAAGUCCAACCUCAACAGACAGUUUCUGUUUCGACCGCAUCACAUCAGAAGACCAAAAUCCACCAUAGCUGCACAGUCAGUCAAAGAGAUCAACUCUGCUUUGAAAAUUGAAGCUCAUCAACAGAAAGUUGCCCCUCAGACUGAAGACUCGCACUACAAUGACGCAUUCUUUGAAAGUCAAGAUAUCAUUGUGAAUGCCCUCGACAAUCUGGAGGCUCGCAGAUACGUUGAUAGUCGAUGUGUCACAACGCAGAGGGCUCUUCUAGAGUCUGGUACCAUGGGAACCAAAGGUCACGUACAAGUCAUCGUGCCACACAUCACCGAGUCCUACAACAGCCAGAGAGACCCUGCUGACGAAGAAUUCCCUUACUGUACACUGAAGUCAUUUCCUGCCACUAUAGAACACUGUAUUCAGUGGGCGAGAGACAAGUUUGAGCAGAUGUUUGUACAAAAGCCGAAUCUUUACAACAAAUUUUGGUCGACAAACUCCAAUAUCCAAGCUGUGAUAGAGACUUUGAUCAAAGGAGGUCACCUGGAGAGUGCUGUGAAGGUGUGUAAACUAGCCGAGACUCGACCGGUUGACUGGGUCGGGUGUGUCACACAGGCACGAAUCAAGUUUGAGAAAUACUUCAACCACAAGGCAAAGCAGUUGUUACAUUGUUUCCCAUUAGAUACAACUAUUGAAGAUGGAAGUCCGUUUUGGCAGUCUCCGAAGCGAGCUCCAACACCGCUAGAGUUUAAGGCUGACGACUCUCUACACAUGUCGUUUAUAAGAAGUUCAGCUCGACUUUACGCAGAUAUAAGUGGGGUGUCAUGGAAACCGGAGUAUUUGCUGCCAGAAAACCUUAAACCUAUUUUAGACACCAUUUCAGUGCCAGCAUUUCGACCAUCAAACAAGAAAAUCGAGACGAAUGAAAGUGCACCUAGAGAGGAGGUAGUGGAGCCAAUGGUGAUCAGUGGCGAUGAACUGGAGCAGUCGGGUCACAAGUUGAAGGUCAUCUAUCAGUCAGCAUCUGCAGGUCAAGUGUUUAGCCAGAUGCUUCCUGUGGAGUUUGAGAAAGAUGACGAUACAAACGGCCACAUAGAUUUUAUUGCCGCAUCUGCAAACUUGAGAGCCCAGAUGUACAGUAUCGAGAAUGCCGACAGACUAAAAAUAAAACGCAUCGCUGGUCACAUAGUUCCUGCCAUUGCCACGACAACGGCAGCUAUAUCGGGUCUGGUGUCCCUGGAAAUCAUCAAAGUGAUAGACCACCUGCCAAUAGAGAAAUACAAGAACUGUUUUCUCAACCUAGCUCUUCCUCUUAUACUGUUGUCCGAGCCAGGUCCUGCUGAAAAAACUGUUAUUAGAGACGGCCUGUCUUUCACGAUGUGGGAUAACUGGGAAGUUAAAGGAAACAUUUCCUUCACACUCCAGCAGUUCCUAGCUCACUUCAAAGAGAAGUAUGGUUUUACAGCAACCUCUGUUGUGUGUGGUGUGAAAAUUGUAUACAUGCCAAUAAUGGCCCUGCAUGUACACAAGAAGAGACUGCCACAAACAAUGGUUAAACUGUUGAAACCAAGUCGAGGCCAGAAAUACGUUGAUCUUAUUGUAGCGUUUGAGGACGACGCCGGUAAUGAUAUACCUGGCCCACCAAUCAGAUAUUACUUCGGACUAUAAUUACAGCCAUUACAUAGUCUUAUGUUCAUGCUACUGGCCAGUUAUGAAAAGUCAUUCUUAACUUAUCUGUGGACACAGUUUAUUUUGUUUUGCAACAUCGUCCCUGUUUAAUCAGUUUAGAAAAUGUGUCAUGGUGUUUGGACAGAUAGGAAAAUAGUGUAAUUUGGUGGCUGUGAUAAUAACAUGGUUUUUAUAAUUUUCAUAAAAAGUUAAAGUAAAUCAAUGUAUGAAUGUUUAACUACAUCCCAAUAGAAAAAUAAACAACGGCCAUUGGGUAUUAAAAAGGUAAGUACAAUUGAAUCCCGUUGACUCGAACCCUGACAGUGCUUGAGAAAGUGUUCAACCGAACCAUUUAGUCAACAAUAUGUAAGUGUAACUCGGGACUUCGUUUUUGGUUCAAGUGUUGCGGUGUAUUCAAUCAACUCUUUUUGAGUUUGACCCAACAAGAUUCUACGGUAUGUGGAAAAGUUAAUCAGUAAAUAUUUACUGAACAACAAAAGAAAAGCGAAUACAAAAUAUAUUGUGAACUAAUCAAUAGUCUUGCACCUUAAUAGUCUCAUGUGACACAUGUUCAUCACGACUGGACUAUCAAAGGCCGUGGUAUGUGCUAUCCUGUCUGAGAUGGUGCAUAUAAAAUAUCCCUUACUACUAAUGGAAAAAUAUAGCGGGCUUCCUCUCUAAGACUAGAUGUCAAAAUUACCAAAUGUUUAACAUCCAUUAGCCGAUAAUUAAUAAAUCAAUGUGCUCUAGUGGUGUCGUUAAACAAAACAGAACAACUAACAAAAAAUUAGUUUCUAAAGCUCACGAGCAGAUGCGAACCAGUGAUGUCAGAUUUAUCAACAAAUACAAGAAAACCACUUUCUUGUCCUUCAGCAGAAUGUCGAAAAUGAAAAGUGAUUUAUGUAAUUUGUUUUUUCAUCAAUAAAAAAUCUUGUUUUCCCUAAUAACCAAAUACAAGGCUCACAUUGAUUAAUUUUGCUAGGUCGUUAGAAGUAUGUGUCUGGUGUUUUAGACUCAAAUUGAAGGUAACUUUCAUCGUUUAGCAGAAUGUAUUUCAUUUUAAAACAACAGCUAUGAUGUUAAGAGGUUGGUUUUAGGAAUGUAAAAUACUACCAAACAAAAUAAUUCUUAUCCAGUUUGAUAAUACAGUGUAUUUAUUUAGGUUACCGGCCUCGGUGGCGUCGUGGUUAGGCCAUCAGUCUACAGGCUGGUAGGUACUGGGUUCGGAUCCCAGUCGAGGCAUGGGACUUUUAAUCCAGAUACCGACUCCAAACCCUGAGUGAGUGC
Messenger RNA from Gigantopelta aegis, 4560 nucleotides. RefSeq names its product ubiquitin-like modifier-activating enzyme 6. Gene Ontology annotation, molecular function: SUMO activating enzyme activity. Gene Ontology annotation, cellular component: SUMO activating enzyme complex; cytoplasm. Gene Ontology annotation, biological process: protein sumoylation. Bases 202 to 3273 code for a protein of 1023 amino acids. The record is from RefSeq and is a predicted model, not a curated record. The transcript is spliced from 36 exons. Lineage: Eukaryota; Metazoa; Mollusca; Gastropoda; Neomphalida; Peltospiridae.